AUCUUCCUUGGGCUGUUAUUGUUGAUGAAAGAAGGCAUUGCUGAUAUAUUUUAUAGGUUCCUAAAGUCAUCAAUAUGAAAAAGUGCUUUGUUCCUUCUUGCGCCAACACGUGCUUGAAUUCUAACAAAAUAUUCAUCAGUGUACCAAAAUCAGAGAGUGUGAGAAAGAGUUGGUGCGCAGCAGUAAACCGUGUGAAUAUCCCUUCAUCAAGAUCCACCAUAUACUGCUGUGAAGAUCACUUCAAAAUGAAUGAGGAUUUUGAAAAUUGGAUGGAAUACCGCAUGAUGAAUGUGAAACUACGCAUGAAAAAAAAUUGUAUGCCGCAUCUCAACUCGAUCGUACUCGAAAAUGCUCAUAAUGUGUCUCAGCUAUCUCCUGCUUCCAAGAAACGAAAAACAGAUAAAAUGAAUCUAUCUUAUGAGGACAGGUUAUGCAGAAAUAGAAAUUUCUUAAUAGUCCUGUUUCAUACGCAGUAGGAGAAUUGCCGAAAAGAGAAA
Molecule: messenger RNA, 497 nt
Organism: Coccinella septempunctata (seven-spotted ladybird)
Lineage: Eukaryota; Metazoa; Arthropoda; Insecta; Coleoptera; Coccinellidae
Exons: 2
Coding region: 75-476 (133 amino acids)
Source: RefSeq, a predicted model, not a curated record